Messenger RNA from Parasteatoda tepidariorum (common house spider), 4361 nucleotides. It is a transcript of the gene Mip, whose product is annotated as Myoinhibiting peptide precursor. Lineage: Eukaryota; Metazoa; Arthropoda; Arachnida; Araneae; Theridiidae. The record is from RefSeq and is a predicted model, not a curated record.
AAGAAAGGGAGUAUCUGAGAGUUUCAAUUCUUUACAUCUUCAUAUUUUUCAACCUCAAGAUUGACUUGGUCCAAAAAAUUAAUAAUUUAGAAGACCCUAAGAAAAUAAUCAAUUUAUCGGCAACAUUUUGAGGUCUAGUAAAGAUGUGUCAUAAUUCCCUUCUUCUUGCAUCCAUACUUUCAUUGAUAUACAUAACCUCCUGUAGCCCCAGAGUACCAGAAAAUACUUCAAAAUCAGAAGCCAGCCAAUCUACAGUCGAUAUAGAAAAUCUAAAUGACCCAGUGAUCGCCCCUCUUCUGAAUCCAGAUGACGCAGAUUACGAUAAGAGAGAGUGGACGGAAAUGCGUGGCAUGUGGGGCAAGCGAGGCUGGAACAACCUCAAUAACAUGUGGGGCAAAAGAGACUGGAACAAAUUAAACAACAUGUGGGGUAAACGAGAAACUGGUGAUAUACCUCCUUAUUGGGGCAAACGCGACUGGAACAAGCUUUCUAAUGUCUGGGGAAAGCGUGGAUGGAACAACCUCAACAACAUGUGGGGUAAACGAGGCUGGAAUAACUUGUCCAAUGUCUGGGGUAAGAGAACAACUGACAAAGACGAUGGCAGCAAGAGAACUACUCAAUGGAACAACCUUAGAAGCAUGUGGGGCAAACGAGCAGCUGAUUGGGAUAUCCCUACUGUUUGGGAUAAAAUUCCAGCAGAUGAAACCCUCCAAGGAUUAUACCUCCCAGAUCAGAUGUGAAGUCUUAGAGGAAAGCAGCCAUCUGAUGUGUCGUCCAUGCGUCAUGCGGCAUAAUGUUUUGUGGUUACAAACUUUAGAUGUUUAAAUUCUGUUUACAUACAACAUGUGUAUAACCUAUAAUCCUCAUGAAGUAUUUAUGUCCCUUAUUUUACCUUUUAUAGUUAACUUAUUUGAAAAUAAAAUACUAAAUUAGUAGUCUAAACAUGUUUUAAAUUCAAUUCAAUUUAUUUACCUAAAUAAAAGAUUAAAAUAAUAAUGGAAGGAAAAAUCUUUAUUACAAACAGCUAAAAAAUAUUAAGAACCAUACAAUUAUUAUAAAAGUGGCACAAUAGAUUUUAUUAAAUUUAUGAUACCUUUGUAAUUAUGGCACUUAGUGCUGCUUUAUUUCCUUACAUUAAAAAGUACCAAUAUUAUAUUAUUAUAGUUCUUACAAGUGAAACAUCUCAAGUGUUGUUAGUCAUUGGAGCUGAGGAUUUCACGCAAAUAGAUUAUUUUUCCAUAUAUUAUUUUUGUUAUUGAAAAUGAAUGCACAGAUUAUUUUGUUCAUUUCAAAGUGGUUUUUAAAGUUAUUUAAAUCUCUAAAUUUUACUUAAACUGUAUCUCAAACUUUUUCCUACAAUGUUGAUUUAAAAGUUUUGUUUUAAUCUUGGCAUCAGACGUAAAAAAGUAAGAAUGUAAAAGAAUACAAAUAUAUAAUAUAAGAAAUAUAGAGGUGAAUAUAAUGGAAACAUACAUUAUAGAUCUAAGAUUAAAAUAAAACAUUAAUAGAUGAGGUACAGCAGAAUAAACUUAGAUAUAUCUUAGAUAACUUAGAUAAACUUAGAUUUGUUAACUAUUCCCCAGUUUUUCAAUAGUUUAAAUUUGAAACAUAAAGAAACAUUCUUUGAAUUCCUGAGUUUAUUUAAAGGAAAAGGCAUAAAUAAUUUGAAAAAAUAUCUAAACAUGAUAUGGAAGUAAAGUUUUAUCCACUCUUUGUACUUAGUUCAAAUUAAAAAAACAAAAAAAUAGCACUUCCGCAAAUAAUAAAUAAGGCUUUAUUUUACCACUGUUAUGCUUCCGUGGUUACAUACUAUACAAACAAUGUUAAGAACUGGAGUUCGUUCACCAGUGGCGGUUUGAAGUUCACCCAGCCUCAGAUCCAUGGGUAUUAGCUUUUCUGGGAAGUAAAGAUGGCCUGUGAGCAAUGCUGACCACAAAGCCACAAUCAUGCCAUUGGUCACGGUAUUGUGAACUCUUAACCUCCAGGACCCCUAGUUCACAUAAGGUUGUUGUGGGGCUGCUUCAUUUUACUUUCUUUUACCUAACAAAUAGUCCUGGGCUCAAUAGGACCUUUUUAAAUAUCCAUUUAUUACAACUCUUUAAUAUUUAAUAUCCUUUGAGUUUUUUGUUUUGUUUUACUGCUUAAUACGUAUACAAAAGCGGCUCACAAACUUUCUGUGAUGAAUUAAAAACAUAGAAAUUUAUAAACUUUAAGAAAAAUAGUGCUAGUUAACUUUUAUUUGACUGAAAAUAUCAGACUUUAAUAUUAACUAUCUUUUUCUACUUCUUAUUUUCGUAUCAUUAUCCUAACUUAAAUUACCUUUAGUAUUUUUUUGUAUCGCAUUGAUAAAAAAUUUUUUAAAAAAGAACUAAAUUCAAAAUUGCAUGGAUUUCGUCUGACUACCUUUUCUUAAAUAUUUACUAUGAGUAAAAAUUUCAAAACAAACUUUGCCCUUUCUUAAAUAAAAAUAAAGGUAAAAUAUAAACAUAAGUCUGUUGCUGAAAAUGUAAUUUUUAACAUAAAGCAAUAACUUCUUUAAUAAAUAUCAAAGUAUACAUAUGUUGAGUUACAUGCAGUUAUCUUGUGUAGUCUUCAAGAUAUAUUCAAAGAAACAUGAAACAAUCGAUAACGGAGAAAAAAACAUUCAAAGUUUCAGUAUUACUUGAAUUAUAACGAAGGGGGGAGAUAUAUAUUUCAGAGACAAGCUUAAAUUAUUUUUCCUAGUGGAAAAAAUUAGUUUUUAAAAUUAAAUAUAUUCCUAAUAUUUUAAAAUUCUAAAGCGUGGAUAUCCAAAAACUCACAAAAUAUUUUGAAAACUAAAAGCUCCUUUGAAAUGAACAAUAAUUUUUUUUGACAGAUAUCUUCUUUUUGGCUAUUUGUUGAUAAUUCUGUAAGUAUUUCUAUGGGUAUUUUUAAUCACUCUAUUAUGGAAAAACACAAUUACUGUUGUAUUUAACUGUUGAAUAUUUAUUUAAAAAUAUUCAACAGUUCAAUUAUAUUUAAUUCAAUACAUAUCUAAUUAAAAAUCUAUAUUUUCCUCUUAGACUAAUUUUGAAAUUGAAAUCUAUUUGCUUACAUAAAAAAAAUAUCAAUAAGGACUUCAAUAUCAAUAAAGACUGCAGGACUUCGAAUAUUUUUCUUAUGAAAAACAAAAUAUUUAUCAAAUAUUUGAUGAAAAACAAUUUACAUUUUCGGCUUGUAUAUUUAAUUCUAUAAUAUUUUAAAUAUUAUACAUUCAAUAAUAGAACAUAUCUAAUAACAUUUCUGGAUUUAAUGUUUAUAAGAUAGCUGUUUAAGCCUUGGAAAAGGAUUAACAUAUCAGCCAUUACGCACAAAGUGGUGACUAUGCUUUCUUAUAAGCAACACUCAUCCUUUGGAAGCUACAUUAAAUAUUUGAAAUACAUGAUUUAAUAUAUAAUAUAUAAUAAAUAUAAGCAGCACUCAUUAUUUGGAAAAUAUAUUGAAUAUUUCCAAUUUAUGAUUUAAAACAUAACAUUUUAUAAAAAUAACAUUUUAAAAAUAUAAGCAAUUUUUAUUCUUUAGAAGCUGCAUUACAUAUUUCAAAUUUAUGAUUUAAAAUAGAAUAUAUAAUAAAUAUAAGCAACACUCAUCCUUUGGAAGCUGCAUUAAAUAUUUCAAAUUUAUGAUUUAAUGUAUAAUAUAUAAUAAAUAUAAGCAACACUCAUUAUUUGGAAAAUGUAUUGAAUAUUUCCAAUUUAUGAUUUAAAAUAUAAUAUUUUAUAAAAAUAACAUUUCAUAAAUAUAAGCAAUUCUUAUUCUUUGGAAGCUGCAUUAAAUAUUUCAAGUGUAUGAUUUAAAAUAGAAUAUAUAAUAAAUAUAAGCAGCACUCAUCCUUUGGAAUCUGUAUUAACCAUAUCAAAUUAAUGAAUUAAAAUACAAAAUUUAUAGGAAACUAAUAAUCAAAUGCUUUGAUUUAUUUCGAAUCAAAAUGAUCAAAUAAUUUUGAUUCAUAGAACUGCGGAUAAUAUUGUAAAAACACCACUAAUAUUUGCUGAUAAAUUAUCACUACUGUUGGGACUUGAAGGAAAAUUUCCAGACAAUUAUUUGAUUAGAAAAAAUAAAACACUUUUUAAAAAAAAGCAAAAAACUUCAUGAAAAAAAGGUUACGAAAAUAUCUUUAUGUACUAAUUCAUUAUUUUUACUUUGUAGACAACGCUAAUUAAAUGAAUUUCAUUACUAUUUACACUUAAGGCUUUUUACUUUGAAUGUAUAUCCUAAGCUUAAUUUUAAGAUGUUAUUGAUGCUAUAUAUGUGUAUAAAUAUGAGAAAUAAAGUGUAUCUUCAUUGUUAUGAAUCUAAUGUUGCGUGUUAUUUUGAAAUAAAAUAUAUCUAAAGGAUUA